Impatiens glandulifera is the source of this 2740-nucleotide messenger RNA. RefSeq names its product pre-rRNA-processing protein TSR1 homolog. Gene Ontology annotation, molecular function: U3 snoRNA binding; GTP binding; GTPase activity. The record is from RefSeq and is a predicted model, not a curated record. Gene Ontology annotation, biological process: ribosome biogenesis; endonucleolytic cleavage of tricistronic rRNA transcript (SSU-rRNA, 5.8S rRNA, LSU-rRNA); maturation of SSU-rRNA from tricistronic rRNA transcript (SSU-rRNA, 5.8S rRNA, LSU-rRNA). The transcript is spliced from 21 exons. The coding region runs from base 135 to 2528 and encodes 797 amino acids. NCBI's taxonomy places the organism in Eukaryota, Viridiplantae, Streptophyta, Magnoliopsida, Ericales, Balsaminaceae. Gene Ontology annotation, cellular component: preribosome, small subunit precursor; nucleus.
UUCACAUCCGCCGCCUUCUCUCCAGCUAGGGUUUUUGAGUUAUUAACAAAAGCUAUCACCUUCGAUAAUCUUCUUCAAUUUGAUCGAUGCACUGCUAGGGAAGGAUUUCCUUUGAAACUAUUCAAGUUUCUUCAAUGGCCGGCGCAAAAGUUCAGGUCAAUAAGCCUCAUAAGACCCGCUUUGCUUCGAAGUCGUCUCGCAAUGUACACAAAGUGUCUCUUCAAGAUAAGAGCAAGGCUGCUAAAUCCGAUCGCAAUGUUGGAAAAGGUGCUCGUGAAGUUAGAUUGCAACGCAAUAAGAUGGCAAUGGAGCAGAAACGUGCAGCCGUUUUAAAGGAAAAAAGGGCUUCCAGUGGAUCAGAGAGCUCUCCCCGAGUCAUUGUUCUUUACGGUCUUUCACAAGCCGUUGAUUUAGAUUCACUUGAAAGGGAUCUUCUCACUUUGUUAACCGCGAAUGAAAAUAAUGCAAACACAACAGUUGCUUCUUCGGAAUACAAGCUUAGAGCAACGGUGAUGAAAGCUCCCCAUGGAGACUUAUUGUCAAGCAUGGAGAUGGCCAAGGUCGCGGAUCUGCUUGUUUUUGUUGUUUCUGCUCACACAAAUAAAGAAGGUUCCACUGGAUCUUAUAUUGAUAAUACUGGAUCUCAAUUCCUUUCUGUGUUCAGAGCUAUUGGUCUUCCAAGCACAACAGUGUUGAUUCGUGAUCUACCUGAUGAUCCAAAAAAGAGACAUGGUGCAAAAAAGAUAUGCACAUCGAGCCUUGUUUCUGAAUUCCCACAAGAUUGUAGAUUUUAUCCAGCUGAUACAAAAGAUGAGUUACACAAGUUCAUGUGGCUCUUUAGGGAUCAAAGGCUAUCUGUACCACAUUGGAGAAACCAACGGCCAUAUCUCAUGGCACAGAAGGUUGACAUGGUAGAUGAUGAUAACAACACAGAAGAAUGCACUCUACUUCUUAGUGGUUACUUGCGUUCUCGCAGUCUCUCCAUAUAUCAGCCGGUCCAUGUAUCAGGUGCAGGAGAUUAUCAGAUAAGCUAUAUUGAAGUUCUUAAAGAUCCAUGCCCUUUGAAUACAAGGAAAGAAAGAGAUCUCAUGGAUGCAGAGGAGGCAUCUGACUUUCAGGUCAUCAGUACCUUGAUUGCGGAACAUAAAGUUUCUCUGCCGGUUGAAAAUAAACCUAAAGCUCUAGAUGGAGAGCAGACAUGGCCAACAGAAGCUGAAAUGGCUGAAGCUGACAGAAACCAUCAGGAGAAGAAGCGUAAAAAAAGGAAAUUGCCAGUGGGCACCUCUGAUUAUCAGGCUGCGUGGAUUGUGGAUGACUCUGAUUCAGAUGAUUCAAUUAUGGAUAAUGAUGGGAUGGUAUUGGAUGAAUACACGGCUUCUUUAACUGGGCACGAGGACAAUAAAAAUUUGGAACUUGAUGAUGACCAGGCUUCUCUGCAAUUCACUGCGAGAGAAUCAGAUGAAGAAACUGAAGUUGAUACUGUCAUGAUGGAAGGUGAAAACCUAACAAGGGAGCAGAUAGAGGAAGAGAUUAAAAAAAUUAAAGAAGCCCAUGCUGAAGAUGAAGAGUUCCCAGAUGAAGUAGAUACACCAUUUGAUGUUCCUGCCCGUAAACGCUUUGCCAAAUAUAGAGGUCUUAAAUCCUUUAGGACCUCUUCAUGGGACGCCAGAGAAUCCUUGCCUUUAGAUUAUUCCAGAAUAUUUUAUUUUCUCAAUUUUGCAAGGACCCAAAAACACGUACUUGCAGACGCUUUGGCUAUGGACGAACUUACAAAGGCUUUGGCUAUGAAGAAAGAAAGCAAUUUAGUGAGUGUGCCACCAGGCACGUAUUUGAGGAUAGUUAUCUGUAGAGUAGCAAAGUCUGUUGCGCACAAGUUGUGCAAUAUUUCAAAUAAGAUGCCCAUAAUAGCAAGUGGCCUAUUUGAAGAGGAGUCCAAAAUGUCUGUCCUCCAUUUUAGCAUAAAGAAGAAUGAUAAUUAUGAGGCACCUAUAAAAGCGAAAGAAGAAUUGAUAUUUCAUGUUGGUUUUCGCCAAGUUGUCUGUAGGCCAAUAUUUUCUUCGGGUAAUAUAACUGUGGACAAAAACAAGAUGGAGAGGUUUCUUCAUCCUGGACAGUUUUCUAUAGCAUCCAUAUAUGCUCCACUUUCGUUUCCUUCUCUUCCGCUGGUUGCAUUGAAGAGGGGCGACGAUAGCACAUUAACUGUAGCUGCGUUUGGAUCAUUGAGGAGUGUUGACCCAGACAAAAUUAUCUUGAAGAGAAUUAUUUUGACUGGUUAUCCUCAGCGUGUUUCCAAAUUGAAAUCCUCUAUAAGAUAUAUGUUUCACAACCCAGAAGAUGUCAAAUGGUUCAAGCCUGUUGAAGUAUGGUCCAAAAACGGUCGUCGUGGUCGGGUGAAGGAGCCUGUUGGUACACAUGGUGCUAUGAAAUGUGUGUUCAAUGGUGUUCUUCAGCAGCAUGAUACUGUAUGCAUGAGCUUGUUCAAGCGCACUUUUCCCAAGUGGCCUGAACACAUGUUCCCAAUUCAUUAGAAUUGUUCAUGAUUCAUGUCAUGAAUGGGAAUGAAGCUUUGGUUCAGAUUAUUGAGUUAUUUGCAACUUUUGUUUUAGCCUGAAAACAACAAAUUAGUAUUUCUUUCUGAGUUUUGAUAUUUUGAAAGUUUGGUGUGAUAUAUUUAUUUUAACAAAAUGAAGAUAAUCAUAUAACUAUUUAUUUUAUUGAAGGAGAAACAUUGCAUUACAUA